GUUUAGAUUGACUGGGCGGCGUUCUCUAUUCACGUUUUUUUUCUGUUUGCGAGCAAAAGCGUCGGUGAGAGCUUUUCAUUUGGUGUCGGGUCGCGCGAGCGGGCGCACGCAUUGCUCACUGGAGUGCAAUGACCGAGUGACGUCCAUCGGACUUGUGUGUAUAUUGUAUAUGCAGUGAACUGUACCGAGAUGUCGGAGUUGCGUGGCUCGCCGCCCCUGUCCCGUGGGCUCGAGAACGGUUUCGGGGCUCCGCUGGCGGCGCUGAGCUCUCUGGCGGAGGCGCCUCCUCCGGCGCCGAACCCUCACGGCAUCGACCACAUCCUGUCCCGGCCGACGGUGGGCAGCAACGUGGGCGCGGGGCUGCUGGCGCCGCGGCUGUCGCUGGCGGCGGCGGCGGCCGGCAUGGCGCACUACCUGCAGCACAAGCCGCUGUACUGGCCCGGCUUCCAGGGCCUCGUCUCCAACCCCAUGGCGUGGCGGGAGCGCCUGCAGUCCAAUUUUGUUGCAGUGAGCAACGGCGCGCUGAGCGCGUGUUCCCAGGGCGGCAUGGACAAGGACGGCAAGAAGAAGCACACGAGGCCCACCUUCAGCGGCCAGCAGAUCUUCGCGCUGGAGAAGACCUUCGAGCAGACCAAGUACCUGGCCGGGCCGGAGCGGGCCAAGCUCGCGUACGCGCUCGGCAUGACCGAGUCACAAGUCAAGGUCUGGUUCCAAAACAGAAGAACGAAAUGGCGGAAAAAGCACGCGGCCGAGAUGGCGACCGCGAAGCGCAAGCAGGAGGAGCUGGGCGAGGAGUGCGACGAGCAGGAGCCGCACGACAACGAGUGCAGCGACGAGGAGGAGGCCAAGAGGCCGCGCCUCGACCUCCACCACAUGCACCACCAGCUGCCGCACCGGCAGUGAUCCCGCACCCCGGGCGACCCCGCCCGACCCGGCCUGCACGCCAGCGCCGCCUUCAGCCCCGCCGACUCCUACUACCAGGAGUUCGCCGGCUACAAGGAGGAGGAGGCGCCCUGCGACCUGUCCAACUGGCAGGUGCGCAGGCUCGAGGACGUGCCGCGCUCCGGUGACAGUGACAAUGUGAACAGUGACAGCCUCAGUGUGGACGACGACCAGCCCAUCAACUUCGCCUACUACCACUUCUGACUGUACCCCAGCUAGCGAAGUAGUGAAGCGGGCAGCACCCAGUGUAGCACCUAAGGACUUCCAACUACUAAUUAUUAAUUCAAUCGAUAUCUUUUUACAGUCACAUUGUUUGUUAAGACUUUAACAGUGUCAGUGGACGCUGUACGCUAAGUGCUAUGUAAAAACGAUUAUAUUAAAGUAAUUACGUUUAUAUGAGUGUAAAUAUUCCUAGCGUAAGUAGUCAUGUGAUAAAUUAUAAGUAAUUUAUUGAUAAUUUUAGAUUUUACAUGUAUUAUGUGAGCGUCAACUUGUAAAUUGUAUGAAUCUUGACACCGGUGCCAAUUUCCUAUCUGUAGUUGUAUUUGGAUAUAAAGAGUAGAGUUUGUUUGGAAGCUGUUCAUAUUUAUUGUCAUUUAAAGUGCCAGAUUAUUGUUACAAAAGUAAUGUGUACAUUAAGUCAAAUACCCUCAUUCUCCUCUCACGAAAGUAAAUAUACUUUUCGCUGAGACAAUUACUUGUAUACGUUGCAAUUUUCUGUGUGAAGUACAUAAUAUAGUUGGUACAAAAUGAAGUAGACGCGAGUACAUCGACCUCACUCAGGCUGUAUGUAUAAGUAGGCACAUUAGCCCGGCCACAUAGAGACGCCCACUUAGUGCUAAUGGUGUGAACAAGCCAUUAUUUGUCACUAUUUUUCAAACAUUAUAACUGUUACAACUUGCUGAAAUAACUCAUGGGAAGACAGUAUAUAUUGUUAAAAUGGAGUUAGGUAUAAUACUACGCAAAUAUUUCCUUGCUGAAAUUAGAAAGAAGUAAAUUCUUGAGACCCAAACAAUGUUUUAAAAUAAAGUGAGGAACUAAAGUAAUUAAAAAUGCUUUAAACGUGUCUGCUUUAAAUCGAAACCAUCGAAACCUAUCUUUGUCUCUCUCAGUUUUGGAUAGACUAAACUGAAAAAUCUUUAUAAUUGUUUCACAAAAUAUUUAAUUGGUUAGUUUCCUAAGUCAAAAAUAAAUUAUUUAGACAUUUCAAUACAAAUAAAAUGUCCCAAAAUAAUCGUACUUUCAUUCGAUUAUACUUUAUGCUUAUUUUUAAUUUAAAAAUAAUGACGCCAGAAGUAACGAUCUCAACAAAAUUAAUGGAAAUGUAUCGUUUUUGACAUUUCGUUAAAAGAAAUGAAUUUGAUUAAUUGAAACUAUCGUAUUGUUUUGAGUGAGGUUGUGUACUACUAAUUUAGUUUCCAUCUCGAUAUACCUAUAUAUCAGGAUUUACUUAUAAAUUAAAUCAGUAUUUUAAUAGAUUUUGAAAAAGCCUAACUUAUUAUAUUUCCAGCCUUUAUGCAAAUUAUGUACCUAUUCAUAUAAAAAUUGUUACUUUCCAUCGUAGCGAGUUCUUUUAAUUGUUUUUAAUUAUAAUAUUGUUAAGGUAAUGUACAGUAUGUUUCCUUAAUACUUGUAAAUACUAUUUAAUAAUUACUUAUAUGUCGCUAGAGGCAUCGCAAUAUGUAUAUUGUACAUUUUAACUAUAAAGACGUGUAAAUAGAUAUUUAAACGAAUUUAACUAUUGUAACUAAUUACGAGUAGUGAUGACCACGCCAGUACUAUAAUAAUAUUUGAGUAAAUGUGCAUUAUUUAAUACUUCUUGCUGAUUCACUUAUACACAAUUUUUUAUAUUUUUUUUCUUCUGAAAUUUAAUAUGUGCUCAGCACGAAAUAAUUUACCAACAAAUUUAGAUUUUGGAAUUAAUUUAAUAUUGUUAACGCUCUUGUUGUAUGCUAUGUGAAUACUGCAUUGAAGUUCGCAUUUCUUAAUCAGUUUUCUUAUAAAUAUAUUAUACUCACAAUUCACAAAACAACCACAGAUAAACUGUAGUUUUUAAGCGUAAAAUCAACAAAAUAGUGGAAAUAUUUUACAUUGAAAGACUGAACAAUUUUCGUUUCUAUAUGUUAUCAAGGCAUAAUAAUGCACAUUUACACACAGACAUACAUACAUACAUCUGUUACAUACACCAGUAAGAUUACAUAGAGAACGAGCUUCAACCGUUACGAGAAUAAUUCGCUUAUAAAUGCACACAAAUAUUCAUUAUUACAUUAAGUGUCUGUAACAGCUUGUCAUAGUAAAAGAAACCGCAUAUCAAGCUACCCUAUUCUAUAAUUCCAUAAUACAUUUUCAACUCUAUAUCUUAGGAAUAAAGUUCGAAAUGUAUUGGCAGUGUGGGGUAGUUUGAUGUGCGAUCUGUACUGUACUACAGCAUUCUAAGGUAACAUGUUUAGAUGAUAAAUAAAAAGCGUGGAAACUCUGCGUAAUGUGGUUCAAAUAAACAGUUAGUAAAAUAUU
Spodoptera frugiperda (fall armyworm) is the source of this 3456-nucleotide messenger RNA. RefSeq names its product homeobox protein Nkx-6.2 (gene HGTX). Bases 190 to 903 code for a protein of 237 amino acids. Gene Ontology annotation, cellular component: nucleus. Lineage: Eukaryota; Metazoa; Arthropoda; Insecta; Lepidoptera; Noctuidae. The record is from RefSeq and is a predicted model, not a curated record. The transcript has 3 exons. Gene Ontology annotation, molecular function: DNA-binding transcription factor activity, RNA polymerase II-specific; RNA polymerase II cis-regulatory region sequence-specific DNA binding. Gene Ontology annotation, biological process: regulation of transcription by RNA polymerase II; cell differentiation.